AUGAUGGCUACGGAACUCCCGGUUAGCAGCCAAUACGUGCUAACGGUGAUAAUCGUGGAGAUUUUUGGCAACGUCCUCAAUGUGAUUCUCUGUUUUUGCUGUAUUCUCUUUAAAAUCGCAAGGAAAGUAAGACGACUGCAGAUUUCGGCGUUAUUUGUUCUGAAUGGAGUUUUCGGGAUGAUCUACAGUGUUUGUCGGCUUUUACUGAUAGGGCAGCAGCUGGCGAACAACCGUCUUCUUCAACAAGACACCACAUACAUGGUCCGCUCGCUGAGAAUGACCGCUUUGACGUGGGGAGUUUUCUUUCUACCGUUCGUCUGCUUGAGCGUGUAUAUUCGGUCAUGUUGCUCGUUGAAGGAAUAUUGCGGCCAACGCAAGAGACGCAUCAUGUUGAAAGUUUACUUGUUCUGUGUAAGUCUUAUUGAUAAAGGCGGAUGCGAAGAAAUGAGAAUGUAUUCCACGUUUUCAGGUUGGUCUAUGUCUCCUCAGCGGCUCCUGUUUUUAUAUCUGUAAGUUUAAGUUGUAGUGGGCGAUAUCUGGUGAGCUGUCAAGACAAUAUUAGGUUCAAUACAGCCUUGAGGCCACAAGCAGCUGCGUUGAAAAUCCAUAUACAUUGAGGGACCUGAUCCAGUGGCGAAUAACGUAUCAUUUUGCAUCCGGGAAGCAUCAAAAACUCGGCAAAAUGCCUCCCUCUCCAACUAAAAAAGAACUCCGUUUUAAACGGCGCGCCCUCAGAAAAAGAGUGAGCGCUUUUGAAAGUUUUUUCAUUUUGAGAGGGAGGUAUUUUGGCUGCAUUUUUUGAUACUUCCCGGAUGCAAAAUGGUACGUUUUUGGCCAAUGGAUUAGGUCCGCCACUGUACUUCCAGACAUGUUUCAGGCUGUCUGCAAUUUGCUAAUUUAUUUUAGGCAUAAAAUCCUACACGUCUGGAAUUGGAUUUUCCGCCCCCUUGCAGUUCCUCUCCUUGGUCUUCACCGUUGCCGGAUACAUCUUGAUUCGAAGAGCCCUAGUUGCAAACUACAAUCGGGUUAGAUUUGCCUCACUGUCUCUGCAAUUUGAGGUAAAUUGCAGUACCUUACCGAAUUUUGUUCAGAUUUCACAGAACAUUCGGCUGAUUCGCGAAUUCUCGACAAUCUUCAAAGUAAUCGUCGUGUUUUUUGUCGGCGCCGAAGUUCUACUUAUUUUGUGCAAAACAGCGCUUGUAUUUGGAACUCACGCCCAUCAACUGAUCUACAGUAUCUUCUUGCUGGAUUUGACGUGUCUAUUCGUGUCACAAACCGUUUCCGCUUUUGUAAGACACGUCGAGAUUCGAACAAAAGUCCUGGCGUGUUUCGAAUGCAGAGCACAGGAUUGUGCAGAACCAGUGGUCACCAACAUGUUCAAUCGGAAUAUUAUUGUCGAAAAUACCGCUGAGAAUGCGUUUAGUGUCAUCAGAGAGAUUUGGCAAGAUCCGGUGAUAGCCGAAGUCGCGUCUGAUAGGCCAAAAAUCAGCAUGCGGGUUAUGGGGCAUUUGGUCUCGAUUGGAAACAGAUUCAGAGGAAAAAUGGUAUAA
Molecule: messenger RNA, 1550 nt
Organism: Bursaphelenchus xylophilus (pine wood nematode)
Lineage: Eukaryota; Metazoa; Nematoda; Chromadorea; Rhabditida; Aphelenchoididae
Source: the annotation of a GenBank genome assembly